UUGUCUCUCUCUCUCUCUCCCUCUUCACCAAAGACAAAGGAGGCCCUCCAUCAGCACUCCAUCAGUCUUUCCAACGAAAUCAACUCAAGAAGAUUCCAAGAUGCCGGACACAAUUAUGUCCAAGGAACCCUCUUCCAACCUGGAGAAUGCCAUGCAGAUGCUGAUCAAAACCUUCCACAAGUACUCAGGGAAGGAGGGUGACAAGUAUACUCUGAGCCGGGGAGAGCUGAGAGAGCUGUUGACAGAGGAGCUGGGCAGUUACCUAGGGAACGCCCGGGAUGGAGAAGGGGUUGAGAAGGUGAUGAACGACCUGGACGCCAACAGCGACGGUGAGGUGGACUUCACAGAGUUCAUCAUCCUGAUGGGGGCCCUGACAGUGGCUUGCAACGACUUCUUCAUGGAAUACAAGCCCGAGAAACUUGUCCACACACCCUUUGAGAAAAAGGAGGCAACAUCAGAGAAGAAAGAGUGAAGGAAAAAAGGGAGGUGUGGGGAGGAACUGGGAGGAGGGAAGGGGGAGAAGGAUGGAAAGGGGCAAUGAACUGUGGAGCAACAGUAAAAGGGUAUAAUUGAUGGUUGUAUGGUCAUGUUAUGCAAAUUUCUAAACCGUGCAAAUGAACUGUGUGAAAAGAGGCUGAGGGAACUUCACUUCACUAAGUAAGGUUUCGCUGAUGGAAGAACAAUGUGUUCCAUCUGCAACUAUCCAAAUACUUUUCAUACCAUAGUUAAGUCACAGAUCCGGAGUCAGUUAACUCUGUGUCCUCAAAUGCAUGAGUGGCACUGUAUACUGUAGGGGUCAGCAACAGGCGUCCUGUGGCAUGCGAGUGAUUUUCUUUGCCACCCCCCUAAACUUUUUGGUAAAAAAUAUUUUCUGGUGAUUUUACUUUUUUACUGUAAAAUCACCAGGAAUUCAGCAAAAAUGUGUUUCAUUUAGGAAAUCUGUUCAAGUAUUCACACAAAGUUUUUUUUUUAAAUAUGUGAUUGUGUCUCAAUGUAAUCAAUGUAUGAAAUUAUUCAAAUACAAUCUCUUUUUGGGCUUAGUUGUGGUACAUUUGCAGUGUACAGAUUAUUCUAAUUAUGUUCCCAGCCCUCUGACCAUCCUCUCCAACAAAAAUCAACCCCCCGGCUGAAUCUAGUUGCCUACCCCUGGUAUACAGGGUAGUAUGUGUGAGAUCAGUUGUGUUCUCUAUUCAGUCUCAAAUUCCAAAUCAACUGUUUAAAUGAUUUGGAUGCAUAUUUAGGAUGGAUUUAAUUGAAAAUAUGAAUUAUUUCAGUGGAUGUUAUUGUAACACACAAUAGAGUCAGAUCGGGGCCUAAAGCACAACAGGGUGAUACUGUCAUGAAUAUAAAGAUGAUAUCGUAGAUAAUAAAUAUCUUAAAUAUUUAGAAUAGGUUAUGUACUCAGAGUUGAACAUUUUAAUAUAAUUUACAUUUCUUUGCACAUAUUUUGUAAUCUGUUUUUGAAUUACCAAUGUGUUCUUCCAAACAUUAAACAUGACAUUUAAUCA
Oncorhynchus gorbuscha (pink salmon) is the source of this 1508-nucleotide messenger RNA. Its product is annotated as protein S100-A1-like. The record is from RefSeq and is a predicted model, not a curated record. The transcript is spliced from 4 exons. Lineage: Eukaryota; Metazoa; Chordata; Actinopteri; Salmoniformes; Salmonidae. Bases 101 to 472 code for a protein of 123 amino acids. Gene Ontology annotation, molecular function: calcium ion binding.